Messenger RNA from Athene cunicularia (burrowing owl), 1627 nucleotides. RefSeq names its product heat shock transcription factor 2 binding protein (gene HSF2BP). The transcript has 6 exons. The record is from RefSeq and is a predicted model, not a curated record. Gene Ontology annotation, cellular component: cytosol. Lineage: Eukaryota; Metazoa; Chordata; Aves; Strigiformes; Strigidae. The coding region runs from base 357 to 1136 and encodes 259 amino acids.
AAUGUUAAUUUUUAAAGCAUUCUGAGAUACUUUGUACACAUUUUAGGUAAAGAAACAUGCAGAGGUAAUAUGAUUUGCUCUAGGCCAGAGUGGCAAAAAUUAAAAGAAGUCCAUCUCAGAGACUUCUGGAUUUAGUUAAUACUGGAUAGUUUUAAGAGGUUAUGAAUUUCUGAAAUUAUGUAAUACAAAUUAUGUAGUCUGAGAGAAGGGAUUCAAGCAGAAAAGCACUGCAAGACUGUAACAGUGUCUUUGGUUGUUGGUUUGUUUGUUUAUUUGUUUUAUUUCAGAAGGCUGAGACCAAAGAGGAAUUUGUUAAAGUUAGAAGGAGGGAUUUGGAAAGGCUGACAACUGAGGUUAUGCAACUGCGGGAUUUCUUACCCAAAAUAGUAAAUGGGGAUAUCCUAGGGACGUUCCAGAAACUGGAUGCUAUUGAAUCAAACAUGGAGAAAAAGGAGGAGGAAAUAGAGCAGCUGAAAAUGGAUUGUGAACACUUCAAAGCCCGUCUGGAAACAGCCCAGACUGAUUGCAUGAGAGAGAAGAAGGAGAAACUAGACCUCCGCCAGCAGCUGAAUGAGGCCAAGCAGCAGCUCCUGCAGCAAGCAGAAUAUUGCACAGAAAUGGGUGCAGCGGUGUGCACACUGUUGUGGGGUGUAUCUAGCAAUGAGGAAGCUGUUAAAACCAUUCUAGGAGGAGUAAGUAUGCCAGAUGUGGCUGCGCUGGCAUGUGGCCGUGAGUUCUUGGUUAGUUCAAGUCGUGAAUUACUGGACACAAUGAUGCACCUCCUGGGAAGCAUGAAGCCAGGACUCUGUACCAAAUUUAAAGUGCUAAUGUUAAUGUCACUUUACAAUGUGAGUAUCAACUUGAAAGGCUUGAAGUACAUCAGUGAAAGUCCAGGUUUUAUUCCUUUGCUUUGGUGGCUAUUGAAUGACCCGGACACAGAAGUUUGUCUUCAUGCUCUGAGGCUCCUCCAGUCUGUGAUUCUGGAGCCAGAAGUAUUAGCCAAGUCAGCCUCUGAGAUGCGUGAUACUUUGCCAUUUCAGCGUAUCAUUGCACUGUCAAAGAGCCGCAAUGCAGAUCUGCAAGCACUUGCAAAAGAACUACUUGAAGAUCUUAAAAUACUUGAGUAUGAAGGAUAGAAGAGCUCUAUGACACCAACUGCUUACGUCUUUCCUAUAUUUUUAUGCUGCAAGCAUUGUUGGAGAUGGGCUUGAGUGACAAAACCUCUGCCUAAGUUCCUCUGACAAAGUCCUUUUUGGAAAUUAGGUAACCCAACUAAAAUAGUACUUGAGAAAAGUGUUGGGUAUUAGCUGCCCAAAUAUAGUCUUAGAUGGUCUGGUAGAGAUGGGGCAGACUUAAUUUCUUUGAAUAGGAUUUUGUUGAUAAUGGGUUUCCAAAAUGAUCCAGGUUAAGUUGUCUAUUUGCCAUAUAUAGGCAGUAAAGUAGUCAUUCAUUGAUAAUAUAUAGUUUAUUGCAGUGCGAAAUAAUCCUUUUGGUCCAUCCUUAAGAAUUACUGUGCUGUGAGGAAUUACUGUGAGAAUUACUGUUGCUUUUCAUACUCUUCCGUGUCAGAAUGCGUCCCAAGUUCCAGCCUUGUUGUUGUUCUUGCUCACCUCUUUUUCUAUUCUAA